Messenger RNA from Blepharisma stoltei, 243 nucleotides. Lineage: Eukaryota; Ciliophora; Heterotrichea; Heterotrichida; Blepharismidae. The record is from the annotation of a GenBank genome assembly.
AUGCAAAUAAAAAAAAUUGCUCUUUUGCGAUGAUGCAUUUGGCUUGUCAAAAAAAUUUGGCAAUACCAAAAUUCAGUGGUAAUGACAAACGAUCCUAAUCUGCAAUUACCACUGAGUUUUUGGUGUUGCCAAAAUUUUUUUGACAAGCCAAAUGCAUCAUCGCAAAAGAACAAUUUUUUUUAUUGCAUUUGGCUUGCCCAAAAAAUUUGGAAACACCAAAACUCAGUGGUAAUGGCAGAUUAG